UGAAUGAGUGAUCAGAGGAGACCUGAACAAUGCAAUGCAAAAGAAACCCCAACAGGUGAUUAAUCUGAUGAUGGAGCUAAGCAAAGUUGCUGUGAUCGGAGCGCCAGCAGUGGUGGUGUAAUCGGCCCAGCCCACCACGUGCCACUGCCGGAUGGGCCAGCCCUUCUCCAUCUACCAGGCAUACGAAGAGGACAGGACAGGACGGAGCAGUAAAAACGGGCACCCACCACUGCCUGCCAUCCUUCCUUCCCCUUCCUCUUCACCACGGCAAGGCAAGCCUCCUCCCCUGUACUGUACUGCUCGCUACACCAAGCGGAGGAGGAGGCAGGGAGGAAUCACGCGCCUGGCUCAGAUUUCAGUGCACUGCAGUGUGAUCGCCCCCCUGUUCCUCCUCUUCCGACGACGACGAUUUCAAUCAAGUAUCGGUACAAUGGUGAAGAGCAAAUCCUUGUGGAGCCAGGUUGUGAAAAGUACCAGGCCCACAAACCUGUCCAUUUCUGCAAGAAACCUCCAACCAAAAGAUCUUGGAGCUGUCAUAUUUGGUUGCACAAACAAUACCAUUGCAGAGUGUCACUCACGGCAACUUUUCGGCUUGCCAAGAGCACAUAUCUCCUAUGUACGAAACAUUAAGGAAGGACUACCUCUCUUCCUAUUCAAUUAUGAUGAUCGCAAAUUGUAUGGUAUAUAUGAAGCUGCAGGCAGUGGUAAGUUCUGUCCUGAAUCAAAUGCAUGGUCAAAUGAUGGCCAGGGAAAGACAAGCUUUCCUGCCCAGGUUGCGAUGCGGGUAAGCGUGUGGUGUUUUCCGCUAGCAGAGAAUCAGUUCAGAAAUGCUAUUGUAGCCAACUACUAUCAGAACACGCCCAGUGUCCCUGGCCAGAAGCUUCAUUUUUUUCAGUUUGAAUUGGAUCAUGCUCAGACACGUGUUUUGAUAGAUAUGUUUACUCCAUCACCUCCUCCCAACAAUUUCUGGAUGCCCCUUGUUGCAGCACCAGCUGAUGAGCAUGUGAGAGAGUUAGUAUCGUCACCUGUACGGACACCAAAGCAUGAAGGGAAGGUCAAACCAGAAAAGGCACCUGUACGGACACCAAAGCAUGAAGGGAAGGUCAAACCAGAAAAGGUUGUAAAGUCAUAUGCAGACAUGGUAAAGAAGAACAAAUUUGAGGAAGUUGUGAAAGGAGAUGUGGACGAGGAACAUGCGAGCUCAGAUAAUGAAUCUUCUAAUGGUUUUGACGAUCUGGAUUGUGGAGAGACACCAACGGAGAGAGAAGAGUUUGCACUGUCAGAUCAGGCGGGUGAAAUUAAAAAGCAACAACACUCUGAUAAGAAGACAAAAGUGCUUAGCUUCAACCAUGUGUUAGAAGGGCAUGCAGCUUUGCCUGUGCAGCAGUGGAGUCCUUAUUUGUAUGCCAAUGCUACUGAGACUGAAGGCAAUGAUGCAUAUAGCUGCAAGUAUGCCCAGGAGGUCAAAUGCGCAAUUCUGGAUGGACACUCUAAUUUGCCAGAAACCUUAGAUGUUGAAGCUAAUCAGCUCUCCAUGGGGCAUUCUAAUUUGCUGGUGCAACUAUUAGAGUCUGAAUCAUGUACAGAAGCCAAGAUGAUAGAUGUAGUUAAGGAGUUAUCUGGGCGCAUAGAGCUGAUGGAGAAGAAGCAGGCUUGGUCCAACAAAGAAGUCAAAUACUUACAAGGGAUGAAUGAGAGGUUACUGAAAAGAAUUGUUGAACUAAAGGGCACAGUGAAGACAUUGAAUUCAAAAAUAGACCCUUUAACCCUAGAUGAUUCACUUAACCAGUUUGUUGAACAAUGUUUGGGCUCAGAAGAUGUCAUUUAUCUAGUUGGUGGUUUUGAUGGCCUCUCAUUUCUGCCGUCACUAGACUCCUUUUCCCCUUCUUUGGAUAUACUAACACCUCUCAAACCAAUGCCUAUUGGGAAGUCAUAUGCUUCAACUGUUGCAUUAGACGGCAAGAUAUUUGUUCUUGGUGGUGGUGAUGGUGCUUGCUGGUUUGAUACAGUUGACUGUUAUGACCGAAGCCGUGAUGAUUGGACCACAUGCCCAUCAUUGACUCAUGACAAGGGGAGCCUUGCUGGGGUUAGUGUUAAUGGGAGAAUCUAUGCUUUUGGUGGUGGAGAUGGAAGUCAAUGUUUCUCUGACGUUGAGAUAUUUGAUCCUACUCAUGGAAAGUGGAUAAAGAAUCAGCCUAUGCUGGAAAAGCGCUUUGCUCUAGCUGGUGUAGCACUUAAUGGUGUCAUUUAUGCAGUUGGUGGCUUCAACGGUGCUCAAUAUCUGAGCUCUGCUGAGAGGCUUGAUCCUCGAGAACCUAACUGGAAAAUGCUCCCAAUGAUGAGUGCAGGAAGGGGCUGUCAUACGCUUGCAGUGCUUAAUGAGAAGAUAUUCUCGAUUGGUGGUUAUGAUACUGGGGCUAAAGCAAUGGUAGCUACCGUUGAGGUGUACGAGCCAAGGAUGCCUUUAUGGGUGAUGGUUGAACCCAUGAGCUACACCAGAGGAUACCAUUCUUCAGCUGUGCUUGGUGGCUCGAUAUUCACAUUUGGCGGGGUGAAAGGUGAAGGAGAUACAAUCUUGGAUGUGGUGGAGCGCUACAAGGAAGGUUGUGGCUGGUUGACUACUGAUCUGAAGUCCAUUGGCAGGAGAUGCUACUGCUCCGCCAUUGUUCUCUGACCGUCUAGAAGUAUAUUGACAUGAUGAACUGACGUAGCUUAUGACAAUCAAGUGACCAGGAAACAGAUAUUAGUUAAGACUUAGAAGUCUCUUCCUUAGGCUGAACUGACAGCUGUAGACAAUGUGAAACUCUUCCUGCUCUUGUUCCUGAAUCGGAGAUGUGUUGUAAAACUUUUGAGUUGUUUGUGUUAUCUGGAUGGAUGAUGCAGCAACAUGACACGGGAUGCGAAUCUGAAUUGGUACUAAAAUCAAUGGAUGG
This is a messenger RNA of Panicum hallii, 2933 nucleotides long. RefSeq lists its product as uncharacterized. The transcript has 11 exons. The coding region runs from base 152 to 2674 and encodes 840 amino acids. Gene Ontology annotation, biological process: response to endoplasmic reticulum stress. Lineage: Eukaryota; Viridiplantae; Streptophyta; Magnoliopsida; Poales; Poaceae. The record is from RefSeq and is a predicted model, not a curated record. Gene Ontology annotation, molecular function: protein binding.